Stylonychia lemnae is the source of this 4461-nucleotide messenger RNA. Lineage: Eukaryota; Ciliophora; Spirotrichea; Sporadotrichida; Oxytrichidae. The record is from the annotation of a GenBank genome assembly.
AUGUAAAUUUUGAUAUAUCAAUAAGUAUUGACUUAGAUCUUCACUUACACCCCAGAUUAACUUGGUUAUGGGUCAGUUUGCAGUGCUUGGUCUCAAGAUGGCACCUAUAUCGCAGUGGCUGGAGAAAACAGAGUAAUUAGAAUACUAGAUAGGCAAGGAAAGGGUAUCUUGGAAUUCCCCAGUACUCAGCAACCUAGAAUAGAGGGUCUUGGUUGGGACAAAGAUAAUGAUUCACUAGCCAUCUUAACUGCAUCAAAUAUAACAUCUAUUUGGUCAAUGGGACUUAAGAAAUUCUUUGAUAUUGAACUACCCUCUAACAAGGACAAGGCUUCAUUCAUCAGCUGGUCAGGAAACUACCCAGUCCUGUGUAUAGGUUCAGAGAAGGGAUCUCUCGUGUUUUAUCAUAGAAAGAGUCAGAGAAAAAUUCCAUGCAUUUCUAAGCAUGGUAAGAAGGUCACUCACGGAGACUGGCAUGCCGAGGGUCUUUUGAUAACUUGUUCUGAAGAUAAACUUUUAACCAUCUCAAAUCAGCAAGGAGAUACUGUUUAAGAUUCAUUUAUCGUAAAAGCUGAGCCAACAUUAAUCAAAUGGUGUCCAUCUUAAGAUAUAACAAAGAAAGUAGUUGCAGCAAUUAUUGGAUAAAAGCAAAUGAUCUUAGUUGACACUCCAACUCAAAAGAGUUACAUUGUGAGUUUUUCUCAAAACUAUGGAAAGGUCCUAACUUAUUAAUGGUACGGUGAAGAUCAUAUAAUCGUUGGAUUCUAGAAUGGAAUCGUUGCCUUGAUUUCUGUCAGUAUUGGAAGUCUAGGCUAAGAAAAAGCAACCAUCAAUGUAGGAUCUAAUGGCCCUAUUGAUGCCAUAUGUGUCAAUGCUGAUCUCUAAAAAAUUGCUGUUGCUUAAAUGGGAACUAUUAAGUUUUAUUCUCUUGAGGAUUGGUCUGAAGCUAUAGGUGAAAGACUUGAAAUCACAAAGAGUGCUGGUAAAAUCACAGAUCUUCACUGGACUAAAGAUGGCAGUAUUUUGACUAUAACAACAGGUAACGGAUAUUUCUUCGGAUUCUUGACAGUCAUUCCAUCCCUAUGCUCUGCAAGUGAUACCUAUGCUGCUCUACUCUCCUCUUUAACAGAGGUUUCAGUUGUUGACUGCUCAAAGAACAAUAUGAUUGUAGCCAAGGCUAAUCUAGAUAUUGAACCGACUUUCCUAAACCUUGGAGCACAUCACUUCGGAGUAGGUAUCAACAAUUCGAUUUGGUACUAUAGAUGGAGAAAUCCUGGAAUGGAGGGCAAAAUGCAAAUAGUUUAAUUAGUAUGCAAGAGAGAAUAUUUUGGAACAAUUAAACAAGUGGUAAUGAAUGACGAGUGGACUGCAGUUCUCUCUGAAGGAAAGGUAACUCUCCAUAUGAUAGAGGACAAUAAAAGCAAUGACAGAAGAUUCCCUCAAACCGAUCAAGAUAAGCCUGUUACUUUCAUUGCAUUAGUUGACUCAUUCCUUUUGAUGGUUGAUACUUCUGGUAAACUUAAGUAUUAUCUCAUAGAAGAUAAUACCAUGGUUUCUGAGCAUAGAUCCCAAAACCCAAUUGUCAAAGUUUUCCCAAAUAAAAAAGGAACUAAGUGCGUUUGCAUCGAUAACACUGGCAACGGUUACAUAUUCUGCCCAGUUGAUGACUCAAUGCACUUCAUUCCAAAUUUUUCGGCUGGCACUGAGACAGUACUCUGGGACCUUGAUGAUCCUAAUAUUUUUGUUACAGUUGACAAGGAAAAGAUGCAAACUUACCUAUACAUUCCUCUAUCCCUAGAUGGAACCUAAAUUGUGCAUCUUCCUGAGUACCUUAAAUUAGAGGAAAUUGAGAAAAAUAAGGCUGGAGUUAUCACCUUUGUAGACAAGGACCUUAAGCCAAUCAUUUUAAAGGGAGGUUUCGUAUACUCACAUGCGAGAACUGAUGGCAUCAGAGGAUAGUUCUUGACUACUCAUUCUUAUAUCAACAGCUGGAGAGGAGCUUAGGAGACAGAUGAGGGUCAUUUAAGAUACUUCUUGUAAUGUCUAGCUAUUCAAAGAUAUAAUUCUUGCAUGGAUGCCGCUAGAGCUUGCUUCAGAUAUUCAUAAGUAUUUUUUGAAGCACUUGGUAAAUAAUGCUUAAAAUAUAUGGAUCUUGAUACAGCAGAGGCAGCAUUCUAAAUGUGCAAAAAUGUUGGCAUGGUUUAUUCAAUCACUUCAAUCAAGCAUGAAUCAGAAAAAUCAAUUUUGAUGGGACAUAUAGCCUCAAUCUUGUUUAAGCAUGAUGUGGCUUAGGCCUGCUUCUUAAAAUCUAGCAAAAAGGAACUUGCUCUUGAAAUGAGAAUGGAUCUCCAAGAUUGGUUCUAAGCUCUCAAACUUUGUAAAGAAAUUGCUCCAGAAAAGGAACAGUUCAUUUGCAGAAAGUUAGCAUCACAAGUUGAAAAUCAAGGUAAUACUAUUGAAGCAUAGAAGCUUUAUGAGAAGGCUUUACUGAAUCCAAAUGAUGUUACAGAUGAAAAGAUCAAUGUUGAGCAGCAUAAUACUUAAUGCUAUGCUGGUAUCGCAAGAACUGCAAUAAGAAUGGGAGACAUUCAAAGAGGUUUCAACAUUGCUAACGAGCUCAAUGACAAGACAUUAGUUAUUGAGAUUGCAGGAGUAUGUGAAAGUAUGAAGCAAUGGACAGAAGCUGCAAAGCUUUAUUAAAAAGGCUAGCUCGUUGAAAAAGCUGCUUCCAUUUACAUUCAAAUUGGUAUGUUUGCUGCAGCAGCCCCCUUAAUUGAAUAAAUUACUUCACCAAGUAUUUUGGUGAUGGUUGCUAAAGCAAAGGAAGGAGAGAAAAACUACAGAGAGGCAGAGAAAGCCUAUGAGAGAGCAAAUGAUUAUGAAAAUAUUAUCAGACUUAAUCUUGAUCACUUGGAUAACCCUGAAAAGGCAAAGCACAUUUUCAGAACAAAGUCCUAACUUCCUUAAUGUGCAUUGAUGAUUGCCUCAUAUUGCGAGACUAGAGGUUUUAAGAAGGAAGCCAUUGAAUUCCUUGUCCUAGGUGGAAAGAGAGAAGAAGCAUUCGUUAUCGCUUAAUCACAUUAAGUUAUGGACGAGUAUGCAAAGAUUAUUCUUCAAAUCGAUGAGAAAAAUACUGAUGAGCAUCUCAGAAUUGCCCAAUACUAUGAGGGUAAAUCACAAUGGGGAAGAGCUGCUAAGCAUUAUGAAAAGAGUGAAUAAUACAAUAAGGCUCUUAAAUUAUAUAUUGCUGAGGGAGAGAAGAUGAUUCCUGAUAUGAUUGAUAUGGUUGCCAAAGUAAAGAUUGAAGCUUUAACACACGAACUUGUUGAUUAUCUCCUUGGUUAGAUUGAUAAUUAACCAAAAGAGCCAUAAUGGACUUUCAAAUUAUAUAGAGCUAUUGGUAAUGUCAAAUAAGCUGUAAAAAUUGCUGUUAAUAUAGCUCAACAGGAGCAAGAAUUAGGUAAUUACAAAUAUGCUCAUGAUAUUCUUUUGGACACAUUUAAGGAUAUUAGAAUGAGUAAUAACCGUAUUCCCUUUGAUCUCAAUCAAAGACUUAUGCUAAUUCAUUCAUUUACACUAGCUAAGAGAUUAGUUAAGAUGAAUGAUCAUGUAGGUGGGGCUCGCAUGUUGAUAAGAGUCGCUUAAAAUAUUUCUUAAUUUCCUUAAAAUAUGGUAAAUAUUCUGACCUCUUGCGUAGCUGAAUGCACAAAAGCAAAUAUGAAGCAGGCAGCAUUCAAUUGGGCUUGCGUCCUGGUAAGACCAGAAUAUAGAAAUUAAAUUCCCCCUGCAUUCCAAAAGAAGGUAGAGUCAAUUGCAAGAAAGCCUGUGAAGACAGAAGAUGAGCCAGAAGGUGUGAGCCCUUGCCCUUUCUGUAAGUUUGAUAUUCCUGAUACUAGACUUGAAUGCCCAUCUUGCAAGAAUAACAUUCCAUUCUGUGUAGCUUCUGGUAAACAUAUGAUUAUCAAAGAAUGGAGUAAUUGUCCAAGUUGUAAACUACCAGCAAUUUAUUCUGAGUUCAAGAGACUACUAGAAGCUGACCCAACCUGCCCUAUGUGUGAGACUAAUGUACCAGCCAUUUCAAUCACUCUCUCAAGUGAUCCAGAUGCAGAAUUCAAGGCUCUUACAGCUUUAAUGAAGGAAAGUGGACCUAAUGAAGAAGAAGGAGCAGGAGAUGAUGAAGAUGGGGGCCACAUUAUUGCUCCAAGUACUGCUCCUUUCUACAUUGUUGGCCAAAAUCCUUUUGCAUAUGAUGCAGCGAAUGAGCCAAUGAAGAAGAGAAUGUAAGUAGUCGCUAUUCUUUUAGAAACUUUUUUCAUAUCAAGACUAAAAUAGUUAUGCAUCAUCAAAUUACUAAAAUUCAUUGUAGUUGUAGAUAAACAUAAUGAGUGCACAAACCAUUCCUACCCACAAAGCGCCCAGGAAUGCUUAGAAUAGUUCUCCUAUCCCCCAAGCGAGAUAACCUGA